Molecule: messenger RNA, 462 nt
Organism: Penicillium manginii
Lineage: Eukaryota; Fungi; Ascomycota; Eurotiomycetes; Eurotiales; Aspergillaceae
Exons: 3
Coding region: 1-462 (153 amino acids)
Molecular function (GO): oxidoreductase activity
Source: RefSeq, a predicted model, not a curated record
AUGAUCAAGGCGAACCAUGGGCCUAUUAUUACUGUUGGUAGCAUAACUAGCUUCGUGGCUCUUGGUGAGAUGGUUGAUUACUGUUGUUCAAAGGCGAGCGCGUUGGCCUUCCACGAGGGGCUGCGUCAGCAGUUACAGUACUGGUACAAUGAACCAAAUGUGCGCACUAGAGUUUUCACAAUUCUCCUUGACGUUUUGGGAUCACUCAUUCAGUCCCUUCGUCAGCGUCAUUCGCCCUAUGUGGGUUCACACUCCCUGACUGGUAAAGAAUCCCACAACCGUCCGGCCACCAUUACCCCUAAGGUUGUUUUCGAGUCUAUUUGCAAGCAUAUUGUCACACAGAGCUGUGGUCAACCUGGUAAUAGCGAUGCCAAUUUGAGUGAAGGAGGGCGUACGUUCAUCUGCUUCCGGAGAAUUGAGAAGGAUGCAUAUGGCGCAGCAGACCUGCAGUUCAUGACCUAG